This is a messenger RNA of Fonsecaea erecta, 720 nucleotides long. RefSeq lists its product as hypothetical. Gene Ontology annotation, cellular component: RNA polymerase II transcription regulator complex. The coding region runs from base 1 to 720 and encodes 239 amino acids. The record is from RefSeq and is a predicted model, not a curated record. Gene Ontology annotation, molecular function: DNA-binding transcription activator activity, RNA polymerase II-specific; transcription cis-regulatory region binding. The transcript has a single exon. Lineage: Eukaryota; Fungi; Ascomycota; Eurotiomycetes; Chaetothyriales; Herpotrichiellaceae.
AUGUCAGUACCAAGCCAGAGACCGACACAGCCUCCGAGGCAUUCGCAUCUUUCGACGUCGAUCGUUCCUGGGCUUGUUCCCCAGGGAGGCUUUCCUCAACAUCAUGGUCUGAGUCAAGAAGAUAUCGACGGCCUCUUUAGCUUCGAUGCCUUUCCACAGCAGAACUUCGACGAAUGGUCGCGUCAGGUUUCGGCGGAGGAAAUGUGGCAGCAAGACCACGGCCUCUUUGAGGGGUUUUGGGCCUCGGGUCCUGGGGUCGACCACCAGGGUGCCUCGCCUAUGUCAAUAUCAGGGCACGUCGGCCAGCAUGGCCCGAGGAAAGUGUCCACCCCGGACUACCCUACCAACGGUAUGCCAUAUGGAUUGCGGCUGGAAUAUGACGGCAACGAUGAGCUCCCGGUCGGCGGAGAGGGUGUGGGUGACCGUCAGGAACGCCAGCGAAGCGAAGCCACCGACAACAAUAGCACCGGUGCUGAAUCGACGAAGGCGGAUUCCCCGAGCGAGCAGAAACGAAAAAUGCAGAACCGGCAAGCUCAACGCGCCUUUCGGGAACGCAAGGUGAAAUAUGUGCAGGACCUGGAGAAGCAAGUCAAGGAUCUCCUGCUCUAUGCCGAGUCGUUGAAGCAUGAGAACCAAAUGUUGAGGGCGCGAGGGCAGUGGUUGAGCAACCAGCUGAAGAGCCUGCACCGGCAAGCGUCGUCAAAGCGUGGUCCAUCAUGA